Messenger RNA from Cottoperca gobio, 1245 nucleotides. RefSeq names its product B-cell receptor CD22-like. NCBI's taxonomy places the organism in Eukaryota, Metazoa, Chordata, Actinopteri, Perciformes, Bovichtidae. The record is from RefSeq and is a predicted model, not a curated record. The transcript is spliced from 6 exons. The coding region runs from base 1 to 1245 and encodes 414 amino acids.
AUGGGAUACAUUUUCUUUCAGGGUUCCUGGGCUUGGCAUGUGAAGAUGCCAAGCAAUAUCAAAGGAUUGGUGGGUUCCUGCCUUGUCAUCCCUUGCACCUUCGACUAUUAUCGGGAUCCACCUCGCAGACCAAAUCGUAUGGUUUGGUAUCGGUAUGUAAAGCAUGGAUAUCCUAUAGUUUAUGACGAUUGGUACCCAAACGAUGUCAUUGGCAUAUAUAAAAGAAAAACGUGUGUAUUUACUUCUAUUGGAAACACGACUCAUUUCUCGAACUGCUUAUACAAAUCUUUGCUUCAAAUGUUUCCUCUUUUUACAGGAAACAUGCUCUCUCGCGGCUGGUCCUUCACCACCCCCGGCAUCAUAACUGCGAUGAGAGGCUCAUGUAUCAUCAUUCCUUGCACAUUCACCUACAGUAUCUCCCAGCCUGCUGACCUCCGAGUUGUAUGGUACCUUUACCAGAGCAAUGGGUACCCCCCUGUAUUUGACGAUAGAGAGAAUAUUAUUAGUAAGUUUAACAGUAUAACCAGAGUGAUUGGAUCUGUGGGGGAGAGGAAUUGUAGUCUCAAGAUCGAGAAGCUGGAUAUGUCACACAACCAGGAUAGACUUUACCCAUGGAUAGACAAGAACCCUAUUACCUCAUACCACACCCUGGGUCAAACGUUUUAUGAAAAAACCUCUUUCCGUAUUUUUAUAGACCAUGCACAGGAACCGCAGCUGAGCAUCAUUGGUAUCCCCAGGGUGGGAGAGGAGAGCACAGUGUCCUGCAAUGUGCAGCAUGCCUGUAUCUCUGCUCCCCCCAUCCUGACCUUAAAUGGUAUACCUGGAAAAGACAUCAUUAAGGACAAUCUGGUAUCUGAUGGGAUUUGGGAAAGGACAGCUGAGCGAACUUGGGCUGUAAAAGAGGAAGGCCAGAGUGUGACAUGUACUGUGAGCCACCGUGGUGGCCAGAAAGCCACAAGUGAGCUCAAGCUGAAUGUUGAAUGUCCAUAUGAGGAAAUCAAAAUGACUGAGUGGCCAAGCGAGGCAACGGAGAGUGUGACAAAGAAUGUAAUUUGCGUUGUUUCCUACAAGUGUAAGAAAAAUAAACCAAGUAUCGUGUGGAACUACGAAGACAUGCAGAGUUUGUUCAAAACCAAAGAGAUCUCAAGCAAUACCUAUGAGGCAGUUUCAAAUCUAACCUUUACUGCUCGGUUUAUUCCUGGUGAGACUUCAGACUCUGAAACCCUUCAGAUAAAAAGAUCCUAG